UUGACCUCGCACUUGCUGCAUCUAUGUCUUUUGCAACAAUUUGAACUCUCGUCAAUCACGCAUGCUCUCAUUCGCUUGGUGUCGCGUUCGUUUUCUGGCCAGAAAUCACUCGCUCCUACACCGCAAUCGGACAUUGGCUCCCUUGACACUCCAACUACACAUCUCGCCAACCGAUCAUCCGGGCGCAUAAUCAGCGCUCCAGCAUAGCCAUGAAGCUAUCAUCAGUUCUAGCUCUGGCGACGGCUGUCACCGCCCAGCAAUUCUCCAUCGCGAGCGACGACGACAUCAAGAAGACGGCGGCUGCCGUUGCUUGGGACCUCCUUCAGUACUAUCAUGGCAACGAAACGGGACAGACGCCUGGCAUCCUGCCCGGACCGCCGGCCUCGGGGCUAGGUCCGUACUACUGGUGGGAGGCGGGUGCGAUGUGGGGGACGCUCCUCGACUACUGGUUCCUCACCGGCGACGACAGCUACAACGACUUGAUUAUGCAGGGCAUCCAAUUCCAGUCCGGGCCGCAGAAGAACUUUAUGGACCCCAACUACACGCUGUCCAUGGGCAAUGACGAUCAAGGGUUCUGGGGCAUGACGGCCUUGACUGCGGCCGAGAACAACUUUACCAACCCCCCAGCCGACAAGCCGCAAUGGGUCGCCCUGGCGCAGGGCGUCUUCAACGACAUGGCGAGCCCCGAGCGGUGGCAGACGGACACCUGCGGCGGUGGUCUGCGCUGGCAGGUCCCCUUCUCCAACGUGGGCUACAACUACAAGAACUCCAUCGCCAACGGUUGCUUCUUCAACAUUGCCGCCCGCCUCGCACGCUACACCCACAACGACACGUACGCCGACUGGGCGGAGAAGGUUUGGGACUGGGUCGAGGGCGUCGGAUACAUGGGCAAGAACAACGAUGCAUUGUACGACGGCGCGCAUGUCGAGGACAAUUGCACCAAGAUCAACAAGGAGGAGUACUCGUACAACAACGCCGUCUACACCCUGGGCGCCGCGUACAUGUACAACUACACAAACGGCUCGUCAAAGUGGGAGGGUCGGGUGAGCAAGCUGGUCGACCACGGCUUCUCCACGUUCUUCCCCAACGACAUUGCCUACGAGCCCCAAUGCGAGACGUCCAAGACGUGCACCACGGACAUGAAAUCCUUCAAGGGCUACCUGCACCGGUGGUACGCGACCUCAACGUCGGUGGCCCCCUUUCUGCGCGACAAGGUCCUGCCCGUGCUCAAGACGUCGGCAGAGGCAUCCAUCAAGGUCUGCACGGGUGGUGACAAUGGGCGCCAAUGCGGCUUCAGCUGGGCGGCCGGUCAGUUCGAUGGCAUAAUGGGCGUUGGACCGCAGAUGAACACCCUUGGAGCGGUCUCAUCACUGCUCAUCACGGAGACCCAUGGCACGGUGUCGAAAACGACCGGCGGAUCCAGCAAGGGCGACCCAACAGCUGGUGGUGAAGACACCACCACCACAAAGAUCACUACCGCUGACCGCGCUGGCGCUGGAAUCCUGACAUUCCUGGUGUUGGGCAGCAGCGUGAGCUUGUUCGGGUGGAUGUGUUUCGGAGACGCCUAAAGGAGAGAAGGAUGUGAUGUUCAAGAAGUUGAUUUUUUUUUUUUUUUUUUUUUUUUGGUUUAUUGAUCUCUGCGCCGGCGUUGGGGCGGGUGAAACGGUCUGUAGGAAUGGAAUGGGGGUAUCAGCUAGAGGCGGCGUAAUAACGUCGAAAUGAUCAUUUUUUUUCUCGCGACAUGAUUUCUCAUCACGCUUCCGCGGCCCUCUUCGCAGCCAGGCCGCUCACUU
This is a messenger RNA of Emericellopsis atlantica, 1793 nucleotides long. Its product is annotated as glycoside hydrolase family 76 protein. The record is from RefSeq and is a predicted model, not a curated record. Bases 210 to 1568 code for a protein of 452 amino acids. The transcript has a single exon. Gene Ontology annotation, molecular function: mannan endo-1,6-alpha-mannosidase activity. Gene Ontology annotation, biological process: fungal-type cell wall biogenesis; carbohydrate catabolic process. NCBI's taxonomy places the organism in Eukaryota, Fungi, Ascomycota, Sordariomycetes, Hypocreales, Bionectriaceae.